Messenger RNA from Exophiala oligosperma, 1104 nucleotides. RefSeq lists its product as uncharacterized. The record is from RefSeq and is a predicted model, not a curated record. Gene Ontology annotation, molecular function: proteasome binding; endopeptidase inhibitor activity. The transcript is spliced from 2 exons. Gene Ontology annotation, biological process: proteasome-mediated ubiquitin-dependent protein catabolic process. NCBI's taxonomy places the organism in Eukaryota, Fungi, Ascomycota, Eurotiomycetes, Chaetothyriales, Herpotrichiellaceae. The coding region runs from base 1 to 1104 and encodes 367 amino acids.
AUGGCACCCACUUCCGGAUCCGCCCUGAGCGCCGACUCAAUUCUCGAUUACAUGGUCAAGUCGCUGCCGAGCCCUUCUUCAGACAAUGAACAGACCCGACUCGUGAAAGAUCCCUAUGCUGCCAUAGCACUCUUCUCCCAUGCCUGCAUGCUUGCAGUAGGUUUUCGUCUGAUCGGCUUGGGAGAAGAUCACAAAAUAGAGGCACAGUCUGACCCUGAAAAUGCGCAACCUUUGCCUGCCGAGUGGAAUGCUUCCUCUUCAUAUGCCUUUCGAUAUGCGCACUCACAGUCCUCGAUGGAAUUUCUGGUCAAGAUUAAUCGAUUAGGUGGAAAGGCCCUCGUUUUUGGUGUCGGCCUAGGUGAUGACAAGACAGCCUCUUUUGAGAUCAAAGCACAAGACUACAUUUCGGAAGGCUCCAUUGCAGAAGCUACAAAAAAUUCAGACGUGAAAUCUGCACUGCGGAAUGUGUUUAUUUCAGAAGGACGGAUAGUGGAUCUGGCCACUCUAUUCCGAGUGAGCAUCGUCCAGAAAUUGGUUCCUGGUAUCUCAAAGGCAGGGUAUGAAGAGACGUCGUCUACACAAGAACAGCCCAGGAGGCACGAAGAAACACGACCUCCAGCACGGGAUCCUUUGCGCGAUGAUCAUCCUCCACCUGCGAGACCAUAUCCGUUUGAUGAUCCACUAGCUACGGCGCCCCGAAGACCUUAUCCCCCAGGAGACUUUCCACCACCAGGUUUCGAGGACGAAUAUGAGAUUAACACCCCUCCAAGAGGAUGGCCUGGUGCUCCUGAUCGACCACCCUUCGGCAAUAUUGGAGAUAGAGAUCUAUAUCCGCCUGGACUUGGCCCUCAUGAUCCACUGAGGAUAGGUCCUGGAGGAGGGCCUCGUGGCGGAGGCGGAAUGCACCCUACAUUCGAUGAUCCUUUAUUCGCAGGCCAAGGUGGACCACAAGGAUAUGACCCAAUGGCACCGCCAGGUGCUCGGUAUGAUCCCGUAGGACCUGGAGAUGGUCGACCACAUCUGGGAGGCGGGGGUCGCUUCCCAGGUGGACGUGGAGGUGGAGGCAAUCCAUUUGGCGGAUUCGGCAGCGGUGAUUUCAUCUGA